Eutrema salsugineum is the source of this 1844-nucleotide messenger RNA. RefSeq names its product adenylosuccinate lyase. The transcript has 10 exons. Gene Ontology annotation, molecular function: N6-(1,2-dicarboxyethyl)AMP AMP-lyase (fumarate-forming) activity. The record is from RefSeq and is a predicted model, not a curated record. The coding region runs from base 63 to 1673 and encodes 536 amino acids. Lineage: Eukaryota; Viridiplantae; Streptophyta; Magnoliopsida; Brassicales; Brassicaceae. Gene Ontology annotation, biological process: IMP biosynthetic process.
AAAAGCUUUCACUCACUUCGUCGUUCAUCUAAGCUUGGAUUCUGAAAUCUCUAAUAUCACAAAUGGAGCUCAACUUUUCGUCCAUGGCUAUAGCCAACAACAACAAAAUCCCUUCUUUCGGCCUUAUACCCACUCGAACACUCUUAAGCCCAUCAAAAUCUCUGUCUUUGGCUUCUCAUCAUCAGCUUCCCAGAGUUUCACUCUCUCUUUCUUCUACCGAUUCUCUCAAGCUAAUGACUUCAAGAAAGGUUAUAGCAAUGGCUACGGCAAGUUCCAGAGACUUGGAGAUGUUGAAUUUAACGGCACUAUCGCCUCUGGAUGGACGUUAUUGGGGGAAAGUUAAGGAAUUGGCCUCUUCUAUGAGCGAGUUUGGCUUGAUCUAUUUCCGAGUACUUGUCGAGAUCAAAUGGCUUCUUAAGCUUUCAUAUAUUCCUGAAGUCACCGAAGUUCCAAGCUUUAGUAAAGAAGCUGAGAAGUACUUGCAAGGCAUAAUAGAUGGAUUUAGCAUUGAUGACGCGUUGGAAGUUAAGAAGAUCGAGAAAGUAACUAAUCACGAUGUGAAAGCAGUGGAGUAUUUCUUGAAACAAAAGUGUGAAUCGCAUCCUGAGAUUGCCAAGGUUCUUGAGUUUUUCCACUUUGCUUGCACGUCUGAGGACAUCAACAAUCUUUCCCAUGCUUUGAUGCUUCGAGAAGCACUUAGUACAGUUAUACUUCCAGCCAUGGAUCAGCUGAUUAAAUCAAUCUCUCUGAUGGCUAAGGAAUUUGCAUAUGUUCCUAUGCUUUCACGAACUCAUGGUCAGCCAGCUUCACCUACAACUUUGGGGAAGGAAAUGGCGAUUUUUGCUGUGAGGUUAAGCGAAGAAAGGAGAUAUCUUUCAGAAACUAAGAUUAAGGGGAAAUUUGCUGGUGCUGUUGGCAACUACAACGCCCAUAUGUCCGCAUAUUCUAAUAUUGACUGGCCUCAUGUUGCAGAGGAGUUUGUUACUUCUCUCGGAUUAACAUUUAACCCAUACGUCACUCAGAUUGAACCUCAUGACUACAUGGCUAGACUUUUUAAUACAAUUAGCCAAUUCAACAAUAUCUUAAUUGAUUUCGACAGAGAUAUAUGGAGCUACAUUUCUCUGGGGUACUUUAAGCAGAUUACUAAAGCUGGUGAAAUCGGAUCAUCGACAAUGCCUCACAAAGUGAAUCCUAUUGACUUUGAGAACAGUGAAGGGAAUCUAGGAAAAGCAAACGCAGAGCUUACUUUCCUCAGCAUGAAGCUUCCCAUUUCAAGAAUGCAGCGAGACUUGACCGAUUCAACAGUCUUGAGAAACAUGGGUGGAGCUUUAGGACACUCUCUUCUCGCUUACAAGAGUGCAAUACAGGGAAUUGGGAAGCUUCAGGUUAACGAAGCUCGGUUAAAAGAAGAUUUGGAUCAAACUUGGGAAGUCCUCGCUGAACCGAUACAAACUGUGAUGAGGAGAUAUGGUGUUCCAGAGCCAUAUGAGAAGCUGAAGGAGCUAACAAGAGGAAGAGCUGUGGAUGAAGAAAGCAUAAGAGAGUUUAUUAAAGGUUUGGAUUUGCCAGAAGAAGCAAAAUCUCAACUUUUGAAGUUAACUCCACACACAUAUGUUGGUGCUGCUGCUGCAUUAGCUUUGGCCGUCGAUGAAGCUGUGCAUUUGGGACCUUGAUGAUGAUGAUCAAGUUGGUGAUAAGAUUUUGUUGUUGUAUUAUUAUUAUUUUUCCAAAUCAAGUGGGAAGGAAAGAAAAAUUUGAUAGAAUGAUGAUUUGUACAUCGCCGUUUAGAAUGGUGAGAAUAAUUUUGUACUCUACUGUUGAGUUAUAUGUUUUCCAAUUUCAGA